Chironomus riparius is the source of this 1710-nucleotide messenger RNA. The record is from the annotation of a GenBank genome assembly. NCBI's taxonomy places the organism in Eukaryota, Metazoa, Arthropoda, Insecta, Diptera, Chironomidae.
AGGUGAUCAUACUUAUUCAAAAAAAUAUCCAUUCGCAGUAGUGAGCAGAACUUAAAUAUUGAAACACAAUGGCACGUUUCGAUUCAAUUACGAAAAUUCUUCAUGGACGGAGAAUGCCACAAAUUUACGAUCCAAACAUUUCUGUCGGUCAAGUGAUACUAAAUGUUAUGUUUAAAAAUAAGAAUAAAGUAAUUCAAAUUAAUGACGACGAUGGUGUUGAAGUGACUUGCUCUAAAAUGGCAUCAAUGAUGACAAAUAUAGCGAAAAAUUUAUACAGACUAGGAUUUAGAAGUGGGGACGUUGCUGGACUAUUUGCAUCGCAUACAACUUACGUAGCACCAGCAAUAUUUGGAUGUCUACUCAUAAGACUUCCUGUGAAUCCAAUUGAGAAGUCAUUUGACGUUAAUCAAAUUUUGAAUAUUUUUCGAGAAACGAAUCCAAAGGUUGUGUUCUGUGAUAAUAACGUGGUAGAUAAACUGAUGGUCGCAUUAGGUAUUUUAGAAAGUGAAGCAACAAUUGUGAUACUAACGGACAGAAUUGAGGGAUUUGUUCACAUCACUGAUUUAAUUGUAGAUUGUAACGUGAGCGAAGACUUUAUCUUUAAGUCAACAGACGAAAAGAAUUCGUUCAUAGUCUGCACAUCAGGAAGUUCGGGAAAUCAAAAAUUAGCUCUCGUUACGCACUUACAGCAGCUGCAAUCAUACAUAUGGACGAAUGACUAUGAUGCUGAUUCAUUUGAUCUCAACAUGACUAGUUACUUCUGGCUUGUAGGACUUAAUAAUUUAAUAUUUCGUACGCUGCAUGUUCAAAAGCGGCUAAUUACAGCAAAACCAUUUACACCUGACUUAUUUAUCGACUUAAUAGAGAAAUAUGAAAUUAAUGUAUGCUUUUUGAUAACUUCAUAUCUCUGUCUACUAACGGAAUCGCCGAGAUUUUGGACUGCUGAUUUCAGUCGACUAAAAUAUCUUAAAACUGGUGGAAUUUACGUAUCGGAAACCUUAAGGCAAAUAGUUAAAGAUAAGCUAACAAAUGGAAUAGUUAUUGUCGGGUAUGGAAUGACAGAAUUUUGUGGUUUACUCGCGGAAACUCCACACGACUGUCAAUUGUCAUCAGCUGUUGGAGUUCCAUCAAUCAAUACAGAUGUAAAAAUUCAGCUAGAUGAUGGAACGACUGGAUAUUUAGGAGAAAUUGGUGAAAUUCUUGCGAGAAAUCCUGUCACAUUUUCUGGAUACUACAAAAAUCGACAUAAAGCGAAAUUUGAUGAUGAAGGAUGGCUGCACACUGGCGACAUGGGAUACAUCGAUGAAAAAUAUGAAAUCAACAUCAUCGGACAAAGGACAUUUGCCAUUAAAAAUGUAGUUAAUGAAAUAUUUCCAUUCGAUAUUGAGAACAAAAUUUGUACAUUAGAUGGAGUAAAUCAAGCUGUUGUAGUUGGAACUCCAGAUUCUAUAGAAAUAGAAAUUCCAACAGCUUUAGUUGUUCGUGAUGCUAAUAGUGAUGUUGAUGAGAGUGACAUACUGGAAGUGACUAGUGAUCUUCCAGCAUACAAAAAAAUUCGCGGUGGAAUUUUCUUUGUCGAUUCAUUGCCAACAACAAAUACAGGCAAAGUUGAGCGAAAAAAGUCAAAAGAACUUGCAAUCAAGUUGAAAAUUGAAAGAGAAUCUAGAACUGAAUAGUAACUCAUACCUGCUACUUAGUUCAUCCGUUUCU